This is a messenger RNA of Camellia sinensis, 741 nucleotides long. Its product is annotated as cAMP-regulated phosphoprotein 19-related protein. The record is from RefSeq and is a predicted model, not a curated record. Lineage: Eukaryota; Viridiplantae; Streptophyta; Magnoliopsida; Ericales; Theaceae.
CACCAACCUCUUCUUAAAAAGAUCUUAUAGACUCUUUGCAAGUUAGUUAGCACUUAGUUUCCAAAUCUACCAUAAUAUUACAUAUCAUAUCAUACAUAUAUAUAUAUAUAUAUAUUCUUAUCUCACCUUCUUACUCAACCCUUUUUCUCUAACUCCUCUUCUCUCUCUCCCUUCACUUUUUAUCUCCUUUGCUUGCUUCUCUCCCUUCCUCCACUUCAAGGAUAGAUAUAUAGCUGAGAGAUGGCAGAUUACAGCAGAAGUUGUGAAGAGUAUAUUGCUACCCAAGAACAAGAGGUGGCAUCCAGUGGGAAGAAAUAUGGAGGACUUGUUCCAAAGAAAAAGCCUUUGAUCUCCAAGGAUCAUGAACGUGCCUUCUUUGAUUCUGCAGAUUGGGCCUUAUGCAAGCAAGGUGCAGGAGUGAACCAAAAAUCAGCAGUUGCUAUUGAGACUUUACAGCCAAAGUUACAGAGAACCCCUCAUCAACAGCUCCCCCCGAGAAGACCUGCUUGUAAUUCUGGACGAGAUAGCCUGGCAGAGUAGAUCCACUGGAGGUGCUCCACCCAAAAAAAAAAAAAGUUAAUUCUAUGUAAUUGAAAGUUGCAGACUUACAAUCAUGAGAUGGUGUGCGUUUCAUUUGGUUCAAUGAUUGGAAUGUACAACUAUUCUUAUGAUAAAAACUAUUUGAAAAAUGCUUAGAUUGUCGGUUUGUCUUUACUUAUAAAUUACAUUUGUUUUUUUUUA